Molecule: messenger RNA, 5629 nt
Organism: Bactrocera neohumeralis
Lineage: Eukaryota; Metazoa; Arthropoda; Insecta; Diptera; Tephritidae
Product: neuronal synaptobrevin
Exons: 8
Coding region: 734-1288 (184 amino acids)
Biological process (GO): vesicle fusion; vesicle-mediated transport
Cellular component (GO): plasma membrane; SNARE complex
Molecular function (GO): syntaxin binding; SNAP receptor activity
Source: RefSeq, a predicted model, not a curated record
GACAAGAAAAAUUCCAACACAUUUCGUAGUUGCGUACUUUCGAAUAUUCAUCAUACGAGCGCCGAGGAGCUGUAGCCGAGCUUUGAAAAAAUUUUCGCAGUUGGCUAAAUAUUACCUGUCAGAUUUCGCAAUUUGAGCUCGAAAUAAGCUACAACAGCUAGCGAAAAGGCACACAAACGUACACUUUUGGCGAGUCAUCGAGUAAAAGGCAGGCGUGCAAUAAUAACAACAACAACAACAGACAGCAAUUACGCAUAGUCUCUAUUGCUUUCGAAGUUCGAAUGCAUAAAGCUUGUUAAUUUCGAAAACAACCCCCGACAGCCAAGUCCAACACAUACGGCACGCAAUCAAAAAUCUAAAACAACAGCGUAAAUUAGCGCCCACCACCCACACACACACCACCUACCGUUGCCUACCGUUGCUGUGAGUGUCACAGUUACAGUCGCCGUCAGUGCUAGGGUACCUACAUAAUUGGCAGCAAUUUUGUAGACAAAAGCGUUUGCGGUUUAUCCAGAACACCUUGCCGCACCCUAUCGCCCACUCGCCUAGCACAGCAGCCGUUAGUCGAAAUCAGUAGCAGUAGCAGCAGCAGCAGCAGCGGUAGCGCCAGCGCCAGCAACUGAUAUUCCAUUUCUCUCAGUGCUCAGUGCUUUUAGUCCAGCAGUCGCAGCGCAAAGUAUCGAAACAGCGCGAGUAACAUCUAAUCGGUUUCAUUUAAAACUUCUCUGCGAAAAUGGGCAAGAAAGAUAAGAAGAAGGAAGAGGCGGAACCAGCACCAGCAGCCGAUGCACCACCAGCUGAUACUGCCGCAGGUGAGGGCGGUGAUGGUGAGAUUGUCGGCGGACCGCGCAAUCCUCAACAGAUUGCAGCACAAAAACGGUUACAGCAGACGCAGGCACAAGUCGAUGAGGUCGUCGACAUAAUGCGAACAAAUGUGGAGAAGGUGCUCGAGAGAGAUCAAAAGCUAUCGGAAUUGGAUGAUCGAGCUGAUGCCUUACAACAGGGUGCUUCGCAAUUUGAGCAACAAGCUGGUAAACUAAAACGAAAAUUCUGGUUGCAAAACUUGAAGAUGAUGAUUAUUAUGGGCGUUAUUGGACUGGUCGUUGUGGGCAUUAUUGCAAAUAAACUAGGAUUAAUAGGCGGCGAAACACAGCCACAAUAUCCACAGUAUCCACAAUACAUGCCACCACCACCACCACAACAACAGGCACAAGCGCCAGCCGGUGGCACUUCAUCAUUAGCUGACGGCGGCAGCGCUGGCAACAAAGAGCAGCACGGUGCAGUAUAAAGCUUUUCUUCAAGUGUGCUAAGUUAAACUGAGGACAGUAGAGCAAAACAAAACCACUAAAACCAAAAAAACAAAACCAAAAUAAAAAAUCAAGAAAAAUAUACUUCAAACCAUUAGAAAAAAUAUUUAAAGAAUUACCAGAAAAUUUGCAUGAAUGUCAGUGCAACAACUUGAGGCAAUUGCAGGCAGUGCGCAAAAUUCUUAGCAGGCGAACACAUAACCUCAAAAAAACAUGAAAUAAUUAAUUACGCGUUGAAGCGAGUUUUAUUGGCGCGCCUUUUGGCAUUUUUACGGUGAAUUAAUUUGGCAGCGGCGGCGAAAUGCUGGCAGGCAACUUGUUUACAUAACUUUUUUUGCCUUUUACGUGAGCAUAUUUUACGCCAAAGCUCAAGCUCAAGCUCAAGUGCGCCGAAAGUGGAAAAUACUUUGAUAUUUUCAGAGUUUAGUUUUUGUUUUCAUUUAUUUGACCGUUAUAUUCUGUUUUUGCGCCAGUAAUGCUCGCCCGCUGUCAGCUGUCAAGCAUUUGCCGCCACAAUUGUCUACACUCGCGUGCAAAAAAAUACCAGCACCGCGUGGUACCGCAAAGAAUCGACGUGCAACGUAUGUUUUCGGCAAUAAUUUCAAUAUAUGUACACCAGAAAUGAUGAAACUCAUACCAAAUUACUUACUACUUUAACUUUAUUAUAUUUAAUAUUUCAACAAUGCGUAAAAGAAACUAAUUACAAUUAAUAUUUGAAAUAUUGACAUUAACUGCAUAUUUGUUUAUGGUUGCGUUAUUUAAAAUGCGUACGCAACAACAAACAACAAACAACAAAAAUACAAAAUGUGAAAAACCAAAGAGCAACGGGCAUACAAACCAAUGUUUAAACUACCAAAACAAAAACAAAAUUAAUUGUAUUAUUAAUGCAAAAAUAAUAAAUAAAUAAAAAGAAACUAAAAUGAAGUAAUGAAGACAAAACAAUAUGCUGGAGAACACAGUGAAAAACAAAUCAUACAAACUGCGUUAAACUACAGUGACGAGCAAAUAAAUAAAUUUAGUGGGUUUAUGAACUUUUAUAUUUAUGUCUUAUGUUUUGAAAAUACAACAAAUCUGUAUGUAUGUACUUUGCAGAGUAUAAAUUGUACUUAAUAUUUGUUAUAAAUAUGUAUUUAUUUAAUUUAUUAUAACAAUUUUCAGUUGAAACAUUUAAUUUGCUGAGCGAAAAUUGUAUUUAAGUAGUGAAAAAAUAAAUAUAAGCAAGUUAAUGUUAAUAAAAAAAACUUAUACGAGGCACAUGUAUGGGAAUGUUAAAUUUGUAUUAGAAAAAAUCGUGUUUUUGCUUGAAAUGGCGUGCAUAACUACAUAUAUAUAUAUAUAUAAAUAUAAAUAUACUACAUAAAUAUAUAUGAAACUAAUCAGUGCGUACGCCUAAUUAAUUAAUUAAUUAAAUGCCAAAAUUACAAAAAAAUAUUUAAACAAAACAAUAUAGACAGAAUUGAAAAUAUUUUACUUUGCUUUGACUUUUUCCUUAAACAAAUAUUUUGAAAUUGCGAUUUCUUUAUAUUAAUGUAGAUAUUUUAUGCCCUACAAGAUUAAACUAUCAUUAAAAAUAAACGAACGACAUAAUUUCCUUAGCCUGCAUUACGAACGAUUUCAAGAUUUCAACGGUUAUUUUACGACAAAGUUAAGCGCGAGUGUUGGAACAGAAAGAAAUAUGCAAGGAAAAAGCUUUAUUUUCAUACAAAUAAGUUUACAGUUACGUAUGUGGUUUGCAAAUGACUGCAUUUUUUUUGCACAUGACUGCAGUGUGGAGCAUUGCCAUAACGCACUGCGUUUGUCAAGUGUGUGUAACGGUAAACAAGUAAAAUGUUGACUGCAUUUUUUUGCACAUGUCUGUAGUGUGGGUCAUUGCCAUAACGCACUCCGUUAGUUAAGUGUGUGUUACGAUAAACUCGCAAAAUGUUGUCUGCAUUAAUUUCACACAUAACUGUAGUGUCGGGCAUUGCCAUAACGCACUGCGUUUGUCAAGUGUGUCUUACGAUAAAAAUGUUGUCUGCAUUAAUUUCACACAUAACUGUAGUGUCGGGCAUUGCCAUAACGCACUGCGUUAGUCAAGCGUAUGUAACGGUAAACACGUAGCAUAUUGACCAUUAAUCGUAACUGUGGCGUUAAAUCGCAAACAGCUGCUGCGUUUUGGCUAAAAUUCAGGUGGUUGGCAACGCUGCCAGAGUAUACGAAAAUUCAGUGUUAUGUGCAUCGCGAUAAUUGCUUUUUUUUUAAAUAGUUUUGAGAAAAAUUACUUAGGGAACUUAACAACUUUUUUUUCUUUGAUCUAGUUUAAGAAAAGCGAACUAGCAGCGAUGCUAAAUAAUUAAUAUUAACAGCUAUUGAAUAGCGCAUACUGGCAAAACUAACGGCACUACGGCAAAAUUUGUGAGUAACACUUGAGUUGAAAAAUUUUGUAUGAAACUAUAAAGUUCUUUUCUUUACAAAAAAGGAAUUAAUAAUGGCAAGGGUUCAUAUGCUAACCGCACAGUGUCACAAAUUGCUAAAAAAUUCAAAUAAAAUGUUAAAUUCGAUUAUAAAUUAUGCAUUCAAAUUAUUACAAAACCCACACCAACAAUUUUGAAUUUUGAAUUCUGGAUAUUGAGUAUUUACCAACUGCUCGUGGCACUUUGAAGGCUGUUAGGUUUUCUGUUUGUUCUUUGCUGCCUCUAUAAAGUUUCAUUAGCAUAUAUAGUACACAUAUCGUCACCUAAAAUGCAAAAUAACGUAUCAUCAAAAAAAUCGAAAUUCAGUUUUUUAUUGCUUAUGAAUCACUACAUCAUAUUGCAUAUAGUUAGCAUAAAAUUUUCAGCCUCCGCUGUCAGAUAUAACCAAUAUAUAACCAUUUUAUAACCAAAACUCAAAUUAUGUUUCUAUGAGUGGUUUCUAUUAUAUCCUUUUUCCUCGCCUGUAAACUUAUGAAAAGUGAUGUUACGUUAUUUUGCAUUUUAGGUGAGGAUAUAUACAUAUGUACAUAUACCAUAUACGCAUAUGUAUACCAAAUAUUGCUUCAGAUAUAAAUGUAACUACUUGUUUGGACGCCGUUCGAUCUAUAGGGAAAUUCAAUAUGCGAGUGACUUGUCUAAGAAAAAAAAUCUGAAAAUAUUUUAAAUGGUAUUUGCUACUGAUUUAUGAAAAUUUACAAAAUUAUUGUUAGAAAAUAAUUAGUUAACAGUUACAGUGAGGGUGGGAUGGUCAAUUAUUUUCAUUUCAAUGCCUUCAGUUUCAGAACCUUAGUUUUUCUCUGAAACUGCAAUAAUGCUUGAUGAAGCAGACAAGUUUGUUGUAUACAAAAUAUAUACUUGUAUUUGUAAUAUAUGUAUGUAAUAAGAAUUUUGAACUCAAAACUACAUUUCAGAACUUUCACGCUGUUCUCGAAUGAGAACUCAAACUCAAAGCUACUAAAGCGACUUGUAAACUUGUAUCAAAAGCAACUUUUACUCAGUACAGUAAAUAAUUAAGGGAAUUGUUCAUAACUCCAAAUACAUAUUAAGUAGCGACAUGCAACAACAAAAAGAAAAACAAAUAUUCCUCAAUAAGCUUUAGUAUAAUUUUCCGCGUUUAACGCCUAAACUUUCAGUAGAACGCUGGUAAAUGUUAGAUGAGCAUUUCAUAAAUGUUGCACUUAAGUUUUUUAAAACAAUUUUAAAAUAUGAAUGUCAGUAGUUUUAACUACCUAAUUACAAUUUUAAGAAAUAGCAGCUUACAAUCAUUCUUAAUAAAGCUUUUUCAGCUGACGAUUUUUCGAAAAAUCCGCUGGUGAAAACAUACUCCCAGCUUUAGCUCUUUCUAUACUAACGUGUUUGUUGUUACUUUCCACUUCAAGCAAAGCAAAAUAUAAUUUUACUUCAACGAAAAAUUCGAAUAAAUAAUUUUCAAUUAAAUUGCAGUAAAACAACUGGAAAAUAGUUCAAAAUUUUCGCAAAAAAAAAACGAAUUAAAUCAGUGAAAUAUUAAACGAAUUAUGUUGUAAAGGGAAUAAACAUUUAGUAGCAGCAGUAAAGAACAAAAUAAAUAAUAAUUACAUACAAACCUACAUACAUAAUACAAAUCAACCCAAUUCCAUGGUAGUCAAAAAAAGUAAUUCCGAAACAAAAACGAAAAUUGUAGUCAUUGAAAUUGGGAACAAAAGAAGCAUAUUUCAAGUGUAUAAAAAAAAUUAAGAAAUACAAUACAUGCCCUGUGUAUGGUAAUACAUACGUACACAAAUUAAUAUGAAUAUUAUAUAAACGAUAAUAAUAUUAAUUAAUUUAAUGAUUAAUUGCACCCAAAUACAUAAAUAUUUAAAUAAAUAAAUAAAACUACAAAAAAAGAAA